Messenger RNA from Trypanosoma brucei brucei TREU927, 2394 nucleotides. RefSeq names its product exonuclease, putative. The transcript has a single exon. Bases 1 to 2394 code for a protein of 797 amino acids. NCBI's taxonomy places the organism in Eukaryota, Euglenozoa, Kinetoplastea, Trypanosomatida, Trypanosomatidae. The record is from RefSeq and is a predicted model, not a curated record. Gene Ontology annotation, molecular function: metal ion binding; DNA binding; 5'-3' DNA exonuclease activity.
AUGGGGAUUAAAGGGUUAUGGGGAGAAGUGAAACCCGUGUGCCGAGACGCACACUUGGAGAAAUUCAGAGGGAGCCGUGUUGGAGUUGACAUGUACGUGUGGCUCCACCGCGCUGUCAGCGGAAGCGUUGAUCUCAGUACCGAAGCGAAUGUUGAAAUGCUUAGGGCACAUGUUGAAAGCCUGUCAGAUCCUUCCGUGACAGUCAGCGCGCAUCCCAUUCCCCUUAACACAAAAUUUCUCCACUGGGUGAUGAGUCAGGUCGAGCUUCUUCUGCGAUACGGUGUGAAGCCUGUGCUGGUGUUUGAUGGGAGGGAGUUGCCAAUGAAGCGUGAGGAAGAAGAGGAACGAAGACGGAACAGGAUCAAGCACCUCUCUGAGGCUCUGGAUUUGCUGCGGCGCAACUCGAGGCCGACGCCUAGCGAACGUAAGGAUAUAGCAGGGCUAGUGGAAAGGGGAAUGGACAUAACAACGGAGCUUGCACAUGCCGUGAUCAUGAUGUUACAAGAACGCCAGUUGGAGUGCAUUGUGGCGCCUUACGAGGCGGAUGCCCAGUUAGCGUAUUUGUGCCAGCAGAGGUAUGUGGACGCGGUAAUAACGGAGGACAGCGAUCUCCUUGUGUAUUGGUGUCCGCGGCUUAUCGCUAAGUUAGAUCACAAGGGAAGUUGUCAAGUUAUUGAGGUGGAAAGCGUACUUCAUUGUCCUUUGUUUAAAGGACUUUCGUAUAACUCUUUCCUCGUCGGCUGCAUUCUUAGUGGCUGUGAUUACUUACCUAAUUUGCGGCAUAUUGGCGUGAAGAAGGCAUUCGGCAUUAUGUCAGAGGCCAGGUCGGUGCCGGAUGUCAUUCGGUUAUUAGAGGAAAACUAUGGGUUUCCCAGGGAGCAACUGCGCAAAUAUGAAGCUGGUUUACAGAGAGCCAUCUACUGUUUUUUACACCACAUCGUCUUUGACCCGGUGAAACGUGCGUUGGUUACCCGAACACCUCUUCCAAACGGAGUUGCGUUCAAGCAGAGCAUUUUGGGUGAGUUAGUGGGGGACGAUCUCGCCCAAAGCAUGUGCUGCCAGUGCCUCUACGAUCCCACCACACGCUCUUUAUACAAGGGAAUUUAUCAGUAUUGUUUGGAUAAUUACCGGAAGACUUCCCGCGCUGGUCAGAGUACGUUGACGGCAUUCAACGGGUUCAAGGAGCUGCGGUCGCCGCGUAUGACCUUACGACUUGCUUCAAGCAACUCUCAGGCGUCAGCCACAUCAGUGUCGAAUACCCCGCUUACGCCACCGACGAAAACGUUUUUCUCAGCACCGCUGGAGAAAGUGCGGGAAGCCGAAGGUUACUGUGGGCCGAAGGUUGUGCGAUCCAAGUACUUUGUGAACGGGCAGUGGAAGGUGGACAACUGGGAGGAGAGCAGUUCGCAGGGCGGAGACUCAAACACCAAGAAUGGCAACGGUGACGACAGUCAAAGCCCUAGCGGCGCUGUUACCGAUGAAUGUGAUGCCGCUGGCGGUGUUCGAAGUGACGGUGGAAAAUGUUGUGUCAAGAGUGAGCCACCGACGCCACCUGACCGUGUUAGCUGUGCAACACUGAGCUGUAAAGCUUCAAGCGUUUGUCAGGUUGCAGGUGCCUCCGACUCAGCAACCGCAGAUGCGGACCGAGCAGUGGACCCAUCGCACGGUGAAUUCAGAGGGACGGAGCUUACGUGUAGCGACGUGUGCGGGUUAACAGAGGUUCCCUGCUCUAAUGUAGAAGGCAGCGCCAGUGCACUCCUUCAAGAAUGCGGCGCAGAUGCGCCCAACGACCCGGUGGGCGCUGACCGUGCCAGCGUGCAAGAUGUGAAUGAGGGCGCAGAAAUGCUUUGUCCCUUUGGCUACAUUCAAUGCAGACGGAAGCAUUCCCUGUUUGAGCAGUGCUUCGUUGGAAAGGGGUGGACAAAGAAGGCUAAUAACCCCAACGAUCAAAAUAAUGGCUCCGGUGCCCAGGUGGUCCCGCAGGGCGAUACUGAUGGUGAUGGGGGUACGUCGCCAUGGAGAACAAGAGGGAGUGCGAAGCGUAGGUGGAGUGAGAUAGAGAGUGUGCAGCCGUCGCAGUCACCACCGCUUGUGUCUUCUUCUUCUUCGUUCCUUCAUUCCAUUGCCUCAACCACUGCUUCGCCGCUUACCGUACGUGAAGCAAACGAUGCCAAAACUGGAGGUUCAUGUGGAGGGUCGGUUUCUGUGCCCUGCAGGAUGCAGUCAAACUCACCCAAAACUCUCACUGAGCAAUGUGCGAACGGGUUGGCAACUGAAGAUGCCUCUGAUGAAGGCGUCAAUGCAGACUUCAGUGCCAGCACAUCCCAAAGUAGUGUCGCUGCCGCCCCUAAGGCGGCAGCCCUCUUUGAGCUGUUAUCUUAUACGCGACGGUAG